Sclerotinia sclerotiorum 1980 UF-70 is the source of this 159-nucleotide messenger RNA. RefSeq lists its product with no specific name. The coding region runs from base 1 to 159 and encodes 52 amino acids. Lineage: Eukaryota; Fungi; Ascomycota; Leotiomycetes; Helotiales; Sclerotiniaceae. The record is from RefSeq and is a predicted model, not a curated record. The transcript has 3 exons.
AUGGAAACUGCCAAGGAGAAGCUCAACACCAGAAAUAGAGAACAUGACAAUCUUGGUAGUUACAACUUGGCAUCUUCAUUUAUGUCAUUAAUUAUCUGCCGUUGGGCCCACCACUUUACUAUUUAUCAAGUCGUCAAUCAAUGCCGAGUAGCGGGCUGA